AUGUGUUUGGAUAAAAAUGUUGAAGCUGAAAAUAAGUUAUUGAUGUGUUUGAAUUUCAUUUGUGCUAAUUCAGAUUUCAAUUCAAUUCUUCGCAAUGCAAUUUUCGAGCUAAUUUUUCUUUUUGAAGUUGAGGUGAACACUACGUGGCACGCCACCUCACUACCCAACUCAUUUACCCCUCUCUUUCCCUUCUUCCAUUCCUCUCUCCAACAACUUAAUUCAUCAACAAACUCACCAUUUUUUCUCCUUCCCUUUCUUCGAUCCAUGUCUAUUUCCACCAAAAUUCCACACCCUCUCUUCACUUCACCAUCCCUUAAUUCCACCCCCCAAUCAUCAUCUCUUCAAGAAAUCAUCAAACUCUUUCAAGCAGUUGAACAACCAAAAGCUAAAUAUCAACAACUUUUGUUUUAUGGCAACAACUUAAAACCACUUGAUGCUCGCUACAAGACUAAUGAAAACAAGGUUCAGGGUUGUGUUUCACAGGUUUGGGUUAGGGCGAAUUUUGAUUCGGAGAAAAAUGUAAUCUUUGAGGCUGAUUCUGAUUCGGUACUCACUAAAGGUCUUGCUGCUUUGUUAGUUCAAGGACUUUCUGGAAGACCCGUAGAAGAGAUCAUAAAAGUUUACCCUGAUUUUGCUGUCCUUUUAGGGUUGCAACAAAGCUUAACACCUUCCAGGAAUAAUGGGUUUCUAAAUAUGUUGAAGUUAAUGCAGAAAAAAGCGUUGCAGUUGUAUGUCGAAGAUGAGAAAAAUGCUUCUGGUUUAAGCCCUCAGAGCGAAUUAUCAAAUGAUGCCUCGACUGAGCGAAUUAAUGUUAAUGGAAAUGUCGAGUCUGGAAACAUUCCUAAAGUUAGCGGAAACAAUAUAAACGUUGGUACUGUUGAUGAUGGUGUUUUGAGGAGUAGAGGGAUGAGAAUAAAGGAGAAAUUAGAGAAGGAACUUAGGCCGGUUGAAUUAGAAGUUGAAGAUAUAUCGUAUCAGCACACGGGGCAUGCUGGGGUGAGAGGUAGCGAUGGACAGACGCAUUUUAAUUUAAACGUGGUUUCAGAGGAAUUUGAAGGUAAGAGUUUGGUGAAGAGGCAUAGGAUGAUUUAUGGUUUAAUGCAAGAUGAGUUGCAGAAUGGAUUACACGCAUUGUCAAUUGUAGCGAAGACACCGUCCGAAGUUGGUAGUAGUUGAAUUGUUGGCGUCAACAGAGGUCUGGUUCUUUCUGUCCUGUAAUUUAUUGACAUUUAUAUCUCAUACUAGCUAGUAGCAUGACCCCCUGAGAAGUCGGUAGCUAUGGAUUAUGAUGAAGAGUCUUGAUUGUUUGUUUUGUUACAUUAAUCUUAAUAAGAUAGUUAUGGAAGAAUUGAAUACUAAGGUUUUUUUUUUUUUCCUCCCAAGAAACAGAUUAAUACACAGCUUCAAUUGUCUAUCUACUGCAGUAAUUUGGUUGCUUCAAUCUUAUCAAUUUUCUCAAUGACACACUUAGACUUGUGUUUGGACCUGCUAACCAACUUCAAGAAUGAUAAAACUAGGUAUUUGGGACGUCUCCGGACUUCCUAACGUUGCCGUCAACCGCCACGUCCCGGUUCAGGAAUUUUAACCCGAUUCCCUUUUGUUUAAAUUAUUACC
Lycium ferocissimum is the source of this 1614-nucleotide messenger RNA. RefSeq names its product sufE-like protein 1, chloroplastic/mitochondrial. The record is from RefSeq and is a predicted model, not a curated record. The transcript has 5 exons. Bases 1 to 1176 code for a protein of 391 amino acids. NCBI's taxonomy places the organism in Eukaryota, Viridiplantae, Streptophyta, Magnoliopsida, Solanales, Solanaceae.